AUGUUAAUCAGCAAAAAGGCAGACAUUAAUAAGUGCAAUGAUAAAAAGGCAUCACCCCUGUAUAUUGCUUGUCAAAAUGGACAUAUUGAAGUCGUUGAGAUGCUAUUGAUUAAUAAGGCAGACAUUAAUAAGUGCAGAGAUACUGGAUCGUCACCUCUGUUAAUUGCUUGCCACCCAGGACAUACGGGAGAAUCUCAGAUGUUAAUAAAAUACAAUGCAGACAUCAAUAAGUGUAAAGAUAAUGGAUCAUCACCUCUGUUCAUUGCUUGUGUGAAAGGUAAUUACGAAAUAAUAAGGAUUUUGAUAAACAACAAGGCAGACAUUAAUAAGUGUGUAAAUACUGGGGUAUCACCUUUAUUUAUUGCUUGCCAAAAAGGUCAUACUAAAGUUGUUGAGAUGUUAAUAAACAAUAAAGCAGACAUUAAUGAAAGUGAUAAUGAAGAAGUAUCCCCUCUCUACAUUGCUUGUCAAAAAGGACAUUCUGACGUAGUGAAGAUGUUAAUUAACAAGAAGGCGAAUAUUAAUAAGUGUAGAGAUGAUGGGUCAUCACCUCUCCAUAUCGCUUGUCGGGAAGGUCACACCAAAGUAGUUCAGAUUUUAAUAAACAAAAAUGCAGACGUUAAUAAGUGCAAAAAACUGGAGUCUCACCUAUCCACGUUGCCUGUCGGAAAGGACAUACUGAAAUAG
Mytilus trossulus (common blue mussel) is the source of this 687-nucleotide messenger RNA. Its product is annotated as ankyrin repeat domain-containing protein 50-like. Gene Ontology annotation, molecular function: protein binding. The record is from RefSeq and is a predicted model, not a curated record. Bases 1 to 687 code for a protein of 228 amino acids. Gene Ontology annotation, cellular component: cytoplasm. Gene Ontology annotation, biological process: innate immune response. The transcript has a single exon. Lineage: Eukaryota; Metazoa; Mollusca; Bivalvia; Mytilida; Mytilidae.